Messenger RNA from Cordyceps fumosorosea ARSEF 2679, 207 nucleotides. RefSeq lists its product as hypothetical. Lineage: Eukaryota; Fungi; Ascomycota; Sordariomycetes; Hypocreales; Cordycipitaceae. Bases 1 to 207 code for a protein of 68 amino acids. The record is from RefSeq and is a predicted model, not a curated record. The transcript has a single exon.
AUGGACGCCAAAGCCAACACGCGGCAGUCCGUCGACUCCAACAGCCCGCUUCUCGCCAAGGCCGACGGCAGCACCGCCGCCUCCUCGUCAAAGUUCAAGGACGCUGGCGCAAUGGACCUCGAGGCGCAGAAAAAGAAGGACGCAAGGAAAAGGCUGAACCCGGAACACCCCGUCUCUAGCAUUCCGUUCAGCAUGAAGCAGUGGUAA